Messenger RNA from Ailuropoda melanoleuca (giant panda), 1273 nucleotides. It is a transcript of the gene MDK, whose product is annotated as midkine. The coding region runs from base 509 to 940 and encodes 143 amino acids. NCBI's taxonomy places the organism in Eukaryota, Metazoa, Chordata, Mammalia, Carnivora, Ursidae. Gene Ontology annotation, molecular function: growth factor activity. The transcript is spliced from 5 exons. The record is from RefSeq and is a predicted model, not a curated record.
CAGGGCCUGCCCGGGACCUGACCUCUGCCUGGCCACAAGGCUCGGCGGGGCCGGGGGAGGAGCCGAUUUCCUCUCGCUUCCCGCUUCCCGCAGGGACGAUAACAAUGAAAGUGAAAAAGAGGUGGGGCGGGGGGCGAGGCCUGGAUUCUUUGGCCCCUUUGCCCUGUGGCCUUGGGCAAGCCCCCUCCCCCAGGCCUCGGCUGCUUUGCUGUUUAGGGGAUCGGGUGUGGCGAUACCGAGGCCCUAGUGUCGGAAGGGGUGGGCAUUUGCAGCCGCCGCCUCGGCUGGGUCUGGAACUUCUCAGACGGCUCUUGUCAGCUCCCAAGCCUCACCAAAUCCAGGCCUGCGGCUUCCUCCUCCCCCAACUUCCCCCAGCUCCCGCCCCCGAAAACCUGCGCUCCUGAAGGGCGCGGCGCCGUCCGCGUCCCCCGAGCCCAAGCGCUUUCUCUGGGGCUCCCCGAACACUGAGCAGAGCGGCUCCCUGCACACUCUGUGAAGCGACCCGAGGAUGCAGCACCGAGGCUUCCUCCUCCUCGCCCUCCUCACCCUGCUGGCGCUCACCUCCGCGGGGGCCAAAAAGAAAGACAAAGUGAAGAAGGGUGGCCCGGGGAGCGAGUGCGCCGAGUGGACCUGGGGGCCCUGCACCCCCAGCAGCAAGGACUGCGGCGUGGGUUUCCGCGAGGGUACCUGUGGGGCCCAGACUCAGCGCAUCCGGUGCAGGGUGCCUUGCAACUGGAAGAAGGAGUUUGGAGCCGACUGCAAGUACAAGUUUGAGAGCUGGGGGGCUUGUGAUGGGGGCACGGGCACCAAAGCCCGCCAAGGCACCCUGAAGAAGGCGCGGUACAAUGCCCAGUGCCAGGAGACCAUCCGCGUGACCAAGCCCUGCACUCCCAAGACCAAAGCCAAGGCCAAAGCCAAGAAAGGGAAGGGAAAGGACUAGCAGCCAGGUCUGGAUGCCAAGGAGCCCGGGGCCAGUGCCCUCCCUCCCACAGGCCCAAGAUCUAACCUACCAGUGCCUUUUGUCUACUCGUUAGCUUUAUCAAUCAUACCCUCAUUCCCUUUCAUCCCUCCACCCCCACCCCCAAGUGUCCCAAAUGGGGCGGGACAGGGGAUAGUGGACAGCUUGAGCCUCCUGCCCGAGAGGGAUGUGAUUCCCGGUACCCCUUUUUGUUCUCCCCCACAAAGAUGCCAUUACUGAGAAAUAAACCGUCGUGGUUUGUUUGUUUUUUUUUUUUUCUUUUCCCAAUAAAAGCUUUUCCUUUAAUAUAUAAAA